This is a messenger RNA of Fimicolochytrium jonesii, 3622 nucleotides long. RefSeq lists its product as uncharacterized. Bases 115 to 3420 code for a protein of 1101 amino acids. The transcript has 2 exons. Gene Ontology annotation, biological process: amino acid activation for nonribosomal peptide biosynthetic process; secondary metabolite biosynthetic process. NCBI's taxonomy places the organism in Eukaryota, Fungi, Chytridiomycota, Chytridiomycetes, Spizellomycetales, Powellomycetaceae. The record is from RefSeq and is a predicted model, not a curated record. Gene Ontology annotation, molecular function: phosphopantetheine binding; catalytic activity. Gene Ontology annotation, cellular component: cytoplasm.
CCAUACUUUACCAUCUUCAGCACGUUCUCUUGUUUUUUGAACAACAUACACAAUAGAUAUAGAGACGUUAAACGACGACAGUGCUAUCACACAUCAUAUCAUAGUGUGUUCAAGAUGCUGGGCAAUAGCGAUGUUCGUCAUGGCCUUACCACUACUUUCCCGAACUUGACCGGAAAGAAUCUGUCUCUCAAUGCCUGCGCUGCCGGCAACAGCACGACAGCUGUUCUCACCACCGAACAGGUGUUCGAUUUGUCUCGACCUCAAACGGAAGCCGCUUGCGAGGCUGCUUACGGGAAGGAGUCGUUCACUGGCAUGCUCAGACUUGCGUAUGCGCGGUUGAUUAGCAGCUUUGUUGGUGAACAGGAAGUUGGGUUUUAUAUCACCGAGAGCGAUGGAGGACCUGAAGGCCAUGCAGCUAUUCGUGUCCAGUUUGACGCAAGGUCGUCGAACGCUCAGAUGAGUGGGCGGUUGCAGCAUGGAGGCUGCGUUCCUGAUCCGGCGGUCGUCACAGAUUGCAUGCUUUCCAUUGACCUGGACGGCCGGCAAGCGGAGUCAGCCUUGGAUACAGAGAUGCGGGAUGGAUGUCAGUUUCAUCUCCACAUCUGCGCCAGCGAAUCGAACGACCUUAUUACCUUUCGGCUCGCGUAUCGAGCGACCUUGUUCCCGGAAGCAUUUGCUCGUGAUAUUCUUGCUCAGUACGAGCAGAUUCUCUGCUGGUUGAUCGCACAUCCCCAAACAUCCUGCCUGGCGCAUGUCGAUUACUCCCGCAUUCCGACUCGGGGGUUAUCCAUUCUCAAUCCGACGCCUGUUGAGCACACUUCCAAGAAUGCCGUCCAAGUUUGGCCCACACUGCUGCACCAAUUGGUUGAGCGUCAAGCCGAGCUUCAUCCAAAGCGGGUCGCUCUCGAGUUCCUGCACUCUCUGGAGGACAACAGCCGCACGUUGCUCACCUAUGCAGAGCUUAAUGAUCGCUCCAACCAGCUAGCCCGGCACCUUGUGUCAUAUGGCGUCUCUUCGGAUGACAAGAUUCCCCUCUGCAUGGACCGCUCUCCCAACAUGUACAUCGUUGUGUUGGCGAUCUUGAAAGCAGGCUGCGCCUUUGUUCCGCUCGCCAGUGACUUGCCUAUCGAUCGCUUCGGCUACGUGGUUCGCGAGGUAGGCCCCAAGUUGAUCAUCAUCGACGGGAGUGCUCCUCGCGCAGCGCUCCAAAAGAAUGUCAUCGGAAGCGUCCCAAUCUUGGAUAUUGAAUCGAACUUCGUUGACGACAUGCGUUCGGCGCUACCUUCCGGCAAUCUAAAAGUGUCCGUGGCCGCCAACAAUCUGGCCUACAUUCUAUUGACAAGCGGAUCGACUGGCGUUCCGAAAUUAGUGCAAAUCGAGCACAAAGCUGCUGUGGAAUCCAUCCUGUCGCACCAUGCCAUCGUUUCUCACGACGAAACAUCAGUGAUGCUAGCCGUCAGCUCCUACACUUUCGACGUCAGCGUCUUCGAUAUGUUCUUCCCCCUGUCCACGGGGAUUCGCUUGGUAUCCUCCUCGAAAGAGUUACUUCUAAGCAAUCUCGAGGAGGUCAUCAACAGUAACGGUAUUACGCUGAUGGAAAUGACCCCUACGGUGGCUGGGAUGCUCAGCCGCCAAGCGGUUCCCGGCAUCAAGCUGCUUCUGACCAUUGGGGAAAUGCUCACUCGCAAGGUUGUGGAUGAAUGGGCACCAGGAGGAUGUCUCCUGCCUCUCUACGGACCGACGGAGUGCACAAUCCAUUGCACCUACGCACCCAACUUCUUGCCCGACACGAAGCCCACCGAUAUUGGCGUGCCUAUGGACACCUGUUCAAUGUAUGUCAUGCCGCAGCAACUCGACGAGGCAAAACCAAUUUGCCUCGACGCCUUGCCCAUUGGUCAUGUGGGCGAGCUCUACGUGGGGGGACACCAAAUCGCGCGAGGUUAUCUUAACCGCCCAGAGGCAAACGCGAAAUCAUAUUUCAACGACCCGUACAGCGGUGGCGGACGGAUCUAUAGAACUGGCGACUUGGUCCGGAUGCUACCAAAGGGCACGCUCGAGAUCAUUGGGCGUGUCAGUAACGACUCGCAAGUCAAGCUUCGCGGCCAGCGGAUUGAAUUGCUUGAUAUCAGCCAUCAAGUUCAAAGCGCGCACGAAAGGAUUGAAGACGUGCUAACUGUUGUCGUAGCCGAUGAGGAAGGAGCUGGAGGAAAGCUUUUGGUGUCGUACCUCGUUUGCGGGGCAAAGCAUGGCAUGCACACUCUCUUUGAGUAUGAAGGACUCAAAGUCUUGCAAUCGCCGGUAGUCGAGCAGCUGGUUCAGGAAACCGUCGCCGCGCGCCUUCCUCCAUAUAUGAGACCGAACGCCACGCUUCUGGUCGAAAGUAUCCCUAAAUCCAGUUCUGGCAAGGCAGAUGUCCGACGUUUGAAGGCCGUCUUCUCCGAAUACCAAAAACGACAGAUGCGGAAAACCCUCGCAUCCGAGACCGAGGCAUUGACUAAUGCCCUCACAUUCGACGAUCCUAUCGCUGUCAUCGUCAGGGAUCUUGUCUGCGAAAUCAGCCAUACUGCCCCGACAUCAGUAAGCCCGGAAACCUCGAUCUUCUUCCUUGGCAUCGACUCUCUUGCCUCUUUCGCGCUCUGCCGUCGCCUGAGGGCUCAAGGACUGAGCAUCUCUAUGUCCCAAAUAUUGAAGAAUCCCACGAUUGGCGGCAUCGCGGCCGGCGUUCAAAAGGUCGCUGCCGCUCACACGACGGACCCGGCGGCCGACAGCUUCAGGCAGCUGUUUACCGAGCAAUUGGCUGGCAUCAAUCGUAUUGGGAUUGCGGAGGCGUUGAAGACCGAUGCUUCAUCGAUUGAAGACACCUAUCCAGUCACCCCAGUCCAAGAAGGGCUUUUGACAGAAGCGUUGGCUGACCCAACUGGAAGGGCAUUUUACGAUCUCAUCGUCAUUCGCGCCACACAGCCUGAAGCUACGAAUCAACUAAAGGAGGCAUGGCACGAUAUUGUCUCCGCGCAUCCCAUCCUACGCACUGGUUUCGUAGAGGUACCGCGAUCACUCGAGGCUCCGUGGAAGCUCCUGCAGCUUGUCUGGACGUCAGAACAAUGCGCAGCUUCUUUCAGCGAAGUAGCCAUCGACUCUGAGGAUGCGCUUGAUAUCAUUACCCAAGAACUCCAAGAGAGUUUGACGCUGACUCUGGACAAUUUGCACAUUCCGCCGGUCCAUAUGAGGCACGUUCGGGUCACUUCCAACGGCGCAUCUUGGCUCCUGUUGAAAAUUCAUCACGCCGUUUACGAUGGGUGGAGUGUACCGUUGCUCUUACGCGAGCUGAAAGGUUUGUCGUACCACUGUUCAUCUGUUCAGGACCGUUCAACUGAUCUUCGACAUAGAGCACAUCGAUGGCACCUUUCAGAUUUUACCUAGCCCGUCGUUUCGGGAAUACGUCGAGCAUACUAUGCGUGACCAUCAUAUGCACAAAGAGAAAGCAUCGCAGUUUUGGCGCUCCUAUCUGCAAGAAUUGCCAAUCUUGCAAGAAUUCCCCUGUCUUGUGAGCGGAGUCGGCGAGCAUCCGACCGUCACGGUAGCGAUGACAUCCCGAACUACGUCCGUGAAGAGUUCCACAGUC